AGCUAAUUUUCGGGUCACUGAGAGCCCGCCUCGUCUCAGCGGGCAGGCCGCUUGUAUACUGCAUAAUGGGUUAUUACGUCGUUCUGAUUGCUUGCGUCGUCGCCAUAGGGGGCUUUACAUAUGGAGUGGAUUCAGGGAUCAUCGCGACUACCUUGGGCCAUGACACAUUCAAAUUCGCCAUGUUGGGACCAACAGGUACCAAUGCUGCCUUGACAGGUGCGAUCGUAUCUCUCUAUAACGUUGGGCAGGCCGUUGGGACAUUUGGGGCAGGAUACUCGGCCAAUCGAUUAAGCAGACGGUGGACGAUCUGCGGAAGCGCGCUGAUUUCUAUCGUUGGAGCCGUGCUCCAGUGCGCAGCCGUGAACGCAGGGAUGAUGAUAGCUGGACGAUUCUUCGCUGGCGUUGGCUGCGGCAUCAUUCUCACUGUCGUCCCCGUAUACAUCGCCGAAGUCUCUCCUCCCGAGAAGCGAGGAAUGAUCGUGGGACUGCAGGGUUUCAUGAUUGCCGUGGGGUUCUUUGCAGCAAACUGGAUAGGCUAUGGAGGAGAUGUUGCGAAUGGCGAUUCGCAGUGGCGCAUACCGUUGGCCAUGCAAAUCCCAGCGCCGCUCGCUUUGGCAGUCGGUUGCUGCUUCGUCCCGUAUAGCCCGAGAUGGUUGGUUCAACAGGAGCGGUACGAGGACGCGCAAGCCGUUUUACAAGUCAUCCACGGCCAGGCCGACAACGACGACCGCGCGCUGCAAGAGCUCUCAGAAAUUCGAAAUCAAAUUCAAGCUGAAUCAGCCACGGAAACCAGUUUUUCAACUGCGAUCACAAGUCUCUUUUCGCGGAAAUACCUCCACCGGACCCUGCUAGCCUGUUUUCUACUCGUUAUGGGCCAGUUCAGCGGGUCACAGGUCAUUCAGAACUAUCAGGGAACAUUCUAUGCGGCUGUUGGAUUUACCGGGAGGUCAUCGCUCCUGAUCAGCGGGAUAUACGGGAUCAUGGGUGUAUUGGGCCAAGUUAUUUAUCUGUUUUGCGCCGCAGACAAGUGGCCUCGCACCCGGACGCUAUGGGCGGGCUCUAUAUUCCUAUCGGCGAUGAUUGCCAUCUGCAUGCCCUUAUCCGCGGUAUACGGAGACGAAGACAAUAGUAAUUUGAACGGGGCCAGAGCAGCAAUCGCCAUGAUCUUCCUCUACUCAUGCGGAUAUGCUGUGUUCUUUAACGCCACUAUCUGGGUCGUGCCUUCUGAGCUGUUCCCGUUCUUCCUGCGGUCAACUGGCAUGGGCCUGGCCGUUUUCUCCAAGUCAGUGGCGGCCAUUGUGCUUUCCCAAAUCACGCCGACUGCAAUGGAGAACGUUGGCUGGAGGUACUAUGCCCUUUUUCAUUGCCACCAACCUUGCCGCUGCGCUUGUCUAUUUCUUCUUGCUUCCAGAGACAGGUGGGAAGACUCUCGAGGAAAUAGCCGAACUAUUCGGAGACAGUGUGAUUACCAGUCCUUCGAAAAUAGACGAUGACAUGACGCACCACACACCAUUACCUGGCGAUAAAAAAUAACCUGCU
Messenger RNA from Aspergillus versicolor CBS 583.65, 1539 nucleotides. RefSeq lists its product as uncharacterized. The record is from RefSeq and is a predicted model, not a curated record. Gene Ontology annotation, biological process: transmembrane transport; carbohydrate transport. NCBI's taxonomy places the organism in Eukaryota, Fungi, Ascomycota, Eurotiomycetes, Eurotiales, Aspergillaceae. Gene Ontology annotation, cellular component: membrane. Gene Ontology annotation, molecular function: carbohydrate:proton symporter activity. The transcript has 6 exons. Bases 66 to 1493 code for a protein of 475 amino acids.